UGUCGUCAGUUCCGUAAAGCGUUCCUCCUGGCUUCAUUAAAACAGAAGAUAGAGGAUUAUUUACGAAGAGUCAGAAGACAAACGCAGUCCCAACAAGGCUUUACGGGGCUGUGACAUUUAAAUAUCCUCAAACAGGAGCGCUGCAUUGUUUCCCACGGGCAGUUUUUCCCUCGGACUGACAAAAGACACAUCAGUCUCCUCUAAGCCGCGCAUGAACUGGGAUGCACUGCUGUUAGCCUGUUAUUAGCUCGCUCGCUAGCUUCCCCAACAGCUCUGUUUUUACGACGGGACCAAGCACACCACACAGUGCAUUAUGACAGACAGCAUAAUGAGUAAAGCUGCCACAAUGGAGAUUCCUAUCAACAGUAAUGGUGACACAGGGACACUACCAGAAGAUGACAGCCUUGAACAGGCUGCAAAGCUGCAAUGGAGCUUAGAUGAGAAGGUAGGGAGCUCCAGAGGCACCAGGGACCUACAGCAGGUGAUGGUAUCAGGUCCCAAUCUCAACGAGACUAGCAUCGUAUCUGGGGGUUAUGGAGGAACAGCAGAGGGUAUCAUACCCACCAGCUCAAUCAAAGGCCCUGCUGUGCGCUACAAUGCAGAGUUUAACAAAAGGAUCCCAGUUACAGGAUUAGGUUCCAACAUGCACCACAGCAGCAGCAGCUCAUCAAUGACGGCAGAGGAGGCGACCCGCGGAGUUGCUGUGGAAAAGCUAGAAACAAUGAAGAAGUGGGGUCUCAACACUUACAAGUGUACAAAGCAAAUGAUCUCAGAGCGUUUCGGUCGGGGUUCCCGGACUGUGGACUUGGAGCUGGAGGCCCAGAUUGAGGUGCUGAGAGACACUAAAAGGAAAUAUGAGAACGUGCUGCGAUUGGCCAGAGCGCUGACCAACCACUUCUAUAACAUGGUGCAGACGCAGCAUGCGCUGGGUGACACCUUUGCUGACCUCAGUCAGAAAUCUCCAGAGCUGCGGGAUGAGUUUGGCUACAAUGCAGAGACCCAGAAGUUGCUGUGUAAAAAUGGGGAGACUCUACUUGGUGCCAUUAACUUCUUUGUGUCCAGCAUCAACACACUGGUCAACAAGACCAUGGAGGACACCCUGAUGACUAUCAAGAUGUAUGAAAGUGCUAGACUGGAGUUUGAUGCCUACCGGUCAGACCUGGAGGAGCUGAGUCUGGGUCCGAGGGACGCUGUAGCCAUGGCCCGCAUUGAAGCUGCUCAGCAACAGUACCAAGUCCAGAAGGACAAGUAUGAACGCCUCCGCUCAGACGUCAUCAUUAAACUCAAGUUCCUGGAGGAGAACAAGGUGAAGGUGAUGCAUAAGCAGCUCCUUCUCUUCCAUAAUGCCAUCUCGGCCUACUUUGCUGGCAACCAGCAACAGCUGGAGCAGACGCUGAAGCAGUUCAACAUUAAGUUGAGGCCUCCGGGGGCCGACAAGCCCUCCUGGUUAGAGGAACAGUGAGAGGGUCAGCUAGACCUCCUGCAGCCUCCUUCUCGACCACCUCCACCUGUUACCUGUUGAAACCCCCAACUUACAGAGGACCACUACAGAGGGCAACACUUACAAAUAACUGGGUGGAUGAAGAUGUGAGAUGAGCGUGUGGCUGGAUGAUGGGACAGAUGAUGGAGGAUUGGACAGAUGAAUUGCAGGGUAUUAUUGCUAAAUGGAGCAGGAAACCAAGUGGCCAGUUUCAUGAACUGUCAGGGGGCGUUUAGUGCCUCUUCCCAACUUCCUUUUUUCACUCUAACCUUCUCUUUGUGCUUCGUUUCCAGAGGAACUGAUCGUCUCUUUCUUCCCCCUCUCCUACUUGACCUGAUCUUCCUACUAUCUAAACACUACUUUGCUCUGUGAGUGUAUGUUAGUCAUCUUCAUGGCAAAUAUUGUACUCCUCAAGUGCUCCCAGUGCUCUGAGUUAAACUUCAUCCCCACACCAUCUUGGUAACAAGACAGAUGACAAAAGGAAACAUCAUAAAAAAAAUUAAAACACACUCAUAUGUAACCAGACACUACACCAAAACUCUUUUAGACCUUAUCACUCUCCUUGUGUGCCUCCUUAUAUACGAGCUAGCAUACUAAAUGAGCACGUGGCCUGCAGGAAAACAGAUAAGUUUCAAACUACACAUGAAGGAGAUCUGUAUGGUACACUGGAAAGUAAUGUCCAGACUUUAAAAAUCAAUGUACAUUUCAAAUUAAGUACUGUCUCACUUUUGAAAUGAAUAUUAUAUGAUUGUUUGUAGCUCAUAAAAACACACUGCUGUGUUUAGUUUAGUUGCUUAAUUUGACUGUUAUCUUUUUAUAUUUUAAUUAUGUUAGUUCUAGUCAGCUUGUAUGUCAUAUGCUUCAGACUGAAGGACAGUAUACUGUUUGGGCAGCGUGUGCUGGUGUUUAAGACUGCAGGUACUGCAGUGCUCAGUCUGUAAUUAUCAGAAACGCUGCAGAUUACAAUUGUAACCAGAAAGACUUCAACUUCUAUAUGCAAAGGACAUUUAAGGAACACUGCCACAGCUUCCCAAAGUUAUACUGGUUGGGUUUUUUACUAAUUGUAUUUUAUUUACCCAAAGAGAAUCUAGAGAUGUUUACUGGACCCAGUAUGUAAGAUGGGUAUGUCAGUCAAUUAAGAUCCAACAAACUUGAAUGGAUUUACUCCAUUAUUUAAUCGUUUAACAGACUGUAUUUAAAAAGAAUUCAUUACAUUUUGUUUGUUUUCACAUUGAAAUGUUUUUUUCUUAAGUUUGAUUUUUUUUAAAGCUAACAUGGACAUGUCAUUGACAUCUAGGGUCAUAUCUUUCAAUCUCCAUGAAGCAGAAUAUAUUUGUCUAUGGUUACCUUUCUUCACACUGAAGAUUACUGUAGCUGUCUAAUAUUACUAACUCUAAUAUUUCAACAUAAAAUCUUGUAAAUUAGUGGGUGGGGAGUAGGAUAACACGAAUGACUCAUCAUGUGUUUCAGUUUCUUUAACAGAAAUGCCGUCUUAGCAUAAUGGUAGUAAACAAUCAUUAAUUGUUGACAAUUAAGAGAAGGUAAUACCACAAAAUAUUGGCAUGGUACUACAUAUGUAAUGUCAAAUUUUUAUGCAUCACUGUAUUUAUUAUGUUCACUGUAUGUGUUAAUCUGUUGGAAUUGACAUAUUAGUACACUGAAAAUCCUGCUUUGUGCAAAUUACUCAGUUUGACUUUAUGGCAUUUUGCAGAUGAUGCACUAACAUGGAACAAAUAUUCUCCCGAAACUGUUCCUAAACAGCUCGGUUUCUCAGUGUCAAACUUCUGUAAGGUCAAAUGAAGAUAAUCGGUAUAGUGAAUGUUUUACCAUGCUGGACUGAACUCAUGAUCAGUUAAUGGGUUAGUCCUCCAGCUUCUUGUCUCCUCUGUAUUUGCAUGGCAGGCAGCGAUCCAAAGUAUACGUGCAGAUAUGUGUGAAUGCACUGAUGCUCUACUCUUGGCCUUCUGCACGCCAGCUCGCAUGGACAGGCAUUAUGCCGUGCUCACAGUGGUUGAUUUGAAUUUUUGAAACUGGCUGAAGCAGAAUCCAAAAUUUGGGUUUCCUUUUAAUGCUGCACUCUGAAGGACAAUUAUGAAAGGAAGAUGUUUUUUUUUGGAUGAAAAGCAAAUAUUGAAAAUCAAUUCUGUGAUUUGUUUGGCUGGUGUUUUCUGAACUCGUAUGUGUCUGUGUGUAAAAUGAGUGUAUUUUAUUCCGACUGAAAGAGUCACUCAAUAAGACCUUGGCCUCAUUUACGGCUAAAAUUGCAGUUUCAUUGGUCAGCUCCUGGUCUGUUUGACCGUCACACAGCAAUAUCAUCAAAAUGUGACUCCUCUUUUCCAAACCUGCCCCUUGAAAUUUCCUAACCCCAACACUAAAAUGAAUGGCAAUAGGAUUGUUUUGUUCCGUAGUUGUGAAAUUUCAGUAAAUUGAAAAAAAAUUGCGACAUUUAAAGUCACUCUUACUAGCAGUCUUUAGUUCGUCGCUGAGAGAGAACCAAGAUUUAUAAAAUGAGAUAUUUUAUUUGUGUACAAUCAAUAUUUUCUAGGCUGAGCUGUAUUGUACUGUAUGAAUGAUUGCACAUAAUGGUAUUUAAGAUGAUAAAUGAAGUCAUGUCAUGGAUUGAUGUGAUACUCCUGCCUUCAUUCCUCACUCAGACCUGAAAAAUCCCACCCCACCCUGAGGGAACAAAAUUAAAAGUACACAUUUUCAAAUGC
Plectropomus leopardus (leopard coralgrouper) is the source of this 4194-nucleotide messenger RNA. RefSeq names its product ARF interacting protein 2b (gene arfip2b). Gene Ontology annotation, cellular component: trans-Golgi network membrane. Gene Ontology annotation, biological process: intracellular protein transport; regulation of Arp2/3 complex-mediated actin nucleation. The record is from RefSeq and is a predicted model, not a curated record. Gene Ontology annotation, molecular function: protein domain specific binding; phospholipid binding. Lineage: Eukaryota; Metazoa; Chordata; Actinopteri; Perciformes; Serranidae.